UAAUAAUUUGAAAUGCGUUCUAACCAAUUUAUAUUAAGACAUUUCAUGUCUGAAGCAUUAAAAAAUCUCUCCUGGUGCAGGUGGGGGAAGUGCACUGUUUGUUCACGCGCGCUUCCUCUCACGCUUCACGGUUAGUACUUCUGGCCGCCUCCUGUACUAAUAGAAUCAUCACCUGCUUGAGCUACCACUCCGACGAGAGGGAGAAAGAAAGCAAGAGGGAGAAAGAUGGUGUAAAGCCGGUUGAUAUGGAAGGCGGAGAAGGGCGGCGCAUGCUAAGAUGCGCUGGGGGUGAGCAGGAUAAGCAUGCAAUCAUGAACCGGAACAUGCUCAGAUUCCGGCCGAUUGCACCGAAACCGGUGGCCAACGGUGCCGGAGAGGUUGGUAACAAAAACUCGGGUUUGAGUGUUUUGACAAGUGCAAGAAGAAAGAGAAAGUACGUUAGGAUUUCCAAGAAUAAUGUAUGUAGGGCGAAGAAUAAGGAUCCUAAGCGCGUGGUGACGACGCUGCAGCUCUUGCCGGAGAAGAACGAUAUAGAGAGCUCGUCGGACAGUGGAUCCGGGCGUCCUUUAGAUCCUACGGUGACGGAAAGUAAUAACGAUAGAAAUAAUCAAAAUAGUUAUCCUGCUGGAAAAGAAGAUGAGGGCUUACGCCUAGGAAUUCCCAUGUGGUUGAGGAAUUACAUGGGUGGUGGAGGAGGAUCAGAUCCGACGGUGGGUAUGCGGCAGAUGGUGGCGAUGCAGUCUUGGGUGACGGUGGAGUGCGUGACAGGCACAUGCAUGAAUGCGCACGGUACGUUUGGAAGUGUUAGGACUAGGGACGUGGAGGGGAUGAGGAGUGAUCUGGAGAGGGACACGUGUCCGGGGCUUAUAUCGGACGGUCAGAACAGGGUGCAGUGGCUGAACGAGGCUUUUAAGAAGAUGGUGAGCCAGCAGAAGUGCGCGGCGGAGAUAGCGGUGUGGUUGGUGGUGAAAGAGAAGCUGCCGUACGCGGACGCUUUAGCGUUAACGUGCCAAGUAAAGCUGCAGUACGCGGUGGGUAAGGAGAGGUGCUCUCGAAUUGUGCCCUGUGAUUUGUGGAGAAUGGACGGUGGAGGAUUUGCAUGGAGGCUCGACGUCAAGGCUGCUCUAACUCUAGGCCGUUGAUUUGAAGCCGUUUAAAAUUUAUAUGGAUUAUCAGUAGAUGGAAUGGAAGGCUGAAGAUCUCAGACAUAUAUGUAUAUAUAUAUAGACAAACUUUGAAAGUAAGGAGAUGGAAGCGAAACUGCUCGAAUGAAAGGCUCUAGCGAGGAGGGAAGCGAAGCUGCUCGAUGACAAUGGAUCGAAAGAGAGUAGACGACCGACUCGUGCUUUGAUCUUUUCUGAGGAGGUAGCUGGCUUCUCUGGAUCUCCGAAGAAGAGUUGAACAGUAGUCUUGAAAGUGUACAUACUAGUAAGCUCGAAGCAACCGCGAUGAAAUCAUAUAUAUAUAUAUAUAUAUAUAGAGAAGUGGAGUACGCACUCUUGAUUUAGCAGCAAAGCAGCUGCUGAUGAAAUCCUCAAAGGUUUGAGUACGUACAUGUAGAGGAGAGACUGUACUUAUUAAUGCAGUAAUGCAUGAAGCUAGCAAGCUAUGAAAAAACCCGCUGGUAUGUUUAUAUAUAUUUUUCAUAUGCAGUAAUGCACACCUUCAUAUCAUCAGAGUGAUAGCUGUCCAAUAAUAUAUAUAUUGCCUGUC
Malus domestica (apple) is the source of this 1713-nucleotide messenger RNA. RefSeq lists its product as uncharacterized. The record is from RefSeq and is a predicted model, not a curated record. Lineage: Eukaryota; Viridiplantae; Streptophyta; Magnoliopsida; Rosales; Rosaceae.